GGCGCAGGCAGUAGGUGCUGGAGUGCGGCCCCGCCGGGUAGGACGGGAGUGGAGCAGGCAGGCAAGGGGACGGCAGCGACGGCGUCGUCGUCGUCCGUGGGGCGCAGGGCGGGCGCCUGUAGGGCUGCACCUUCCGAGGGCCAACUCCUCCCCGAGCCCGGGGCUGGGUUCGAGCCGUGGCGAGGCGACAGCACCGCGCACACCAAAGAGGAGGCGGCGGCGACAGCGGCGGCCCCAGCCAUGCUGUGCUAUGUGACGAGGCCGGACGCGGUGCUGAUGGAGGUGGAGGUAGAGGCGAAAGCCAACGGCGAGGACUGCCUCAACCAGGUGUGCAGGCGAUUGGGGAUCAUAGAGGUUGAUUAUUUUGGACUGCAGUUUACUGGUAGCAAAGGUGAAAGUUUAUGGCUAAAUCUGAGAAACCGGAUCUCCCAGCAGAUGGAUGGGCUAGCGCCCUACCGGCUUAAACUGAGAGUCAAGUUCUUCGUGGAGCCGCACCUCAUCUUACAGGAGCAGACAAGACAUAUCUUUUUCCUGCACAUCAAGGAGUCUCUGCUGGCCGGCCACCUCCAGUGCUCCCCAGAGCAGGCCGUGGAGCUCAGUGCCCUCCUGGCCCAGACCAAGUUUGGGGACUAUAACCAGAACACUGCCAAGUACAGCUACGAGGAGCUAUGUGCGAAGGAGCUCUCCAGCGCUGUCUUGAACAGCAUCGUUGCAAAGCAUAAGGAGUUGGAGGGGACCAGCCAGGCCUCGGCUGAGUACCAGGUGCUGCAGCUCGUGUCAGCAAUGGAGAACUACGGCGUCGAGUGGCACGCCGUGCGGGACAGCGAGGGCCAGAAGCUGCUCAUUGGGGUCGGGCCCGAAGGGAUCUCCAUCUGUAAAGAUGACUUUAGCCCGAUUAAUAGGAUAGCUUACCCCGUGGUGCAGAUGGCCACCCAGUCAGGAAAGAACGUGUACUUGACCAUCACCAAGGAGUCUGGGAACAGCAUCGUGCUCUUGUUUAAAAUGAUCAGCACCAGGGCAGCCAGCGGGCUCUACCGAGCCAUCACCGAAACACAUGCUUUCUAUAGGUGUGAUACGGUGACCAGCGCCGUCAUGAUGCAGUAUAGUCGUGACUUAAAAGGCCAUUUGGCUUCUCUCUUUCUGAAUGAAAACAUCAACCUCGGCAAGAAGUACGUCUUCGAUAUUAAAAGAACAUCAAAGGAGGUGUAUGACCACGCCAGGAGGGCUCUGUACAAUGCCGGCGUGCUGGACCUCGUCUCCAGGAGCGGCCAGAGCCCGCCCGGCUCCCCGCUCAAGUCCUCCGGGAGCAGCAUGAACUGCCGAAGCUGCGAGGGCCUGAGCUGCCAGCAGACCCGGGCCCUGCAGGAGAAGCUGCGCAAGCUGAAGGAAGCCAUGCUGUGCAUGGUGUGCUGCGAGGAGGAGAUCAACUCCACCUUCUGCCCUUGCGGCCACACCGUGUGCUGCGAGAGCUGCGCGGCCCAGCUGCAGUCGUGCCCAGUCUGCCGGUCUCGCGUGGAACACGUCCAGCAUGUCUAUCUGCCAACUCACACCAGUCUUCUCAAUCUGACUGUCAUCUGACUCAUCUGUCCUGCAUUGGUGGGACAUGCCAUGUUUCCACGAACUGCACUAUUGUAAACUAUAAGAAUGGUAAUUUUGUGGCAAAAAUAAUUUCACUCCCAACACCCAUCUGCCAUGCAACCUUUAAAACACACAGGAAAAAAAGAAGAAAAUCAAGACUCCAGCUCCUCCUCACUGCAGAAACACAUCCAUGCAUAGAAACAACAAGCCCAGUGCGGGGAACAAGGAGGAGCCGGGCACAGACACAUUCCUUGGACUUUGAUUUUUUUUCUUGAUCAAAUAAAGGAACAGGUAAAAUAUUUGUCAGUUAAGGGGCAACAUAGCCAAAAAGUGGGUACACCGUUAUAGGAAAUGGUGUUCUAAGUCUCCGAGGUAAGUCUCUUACCUGCCACAGAUUUUAUAAGAAGUAGUUUUAGGAAUUUACUUGGUUCUUUUUUGUAUGGCCAUGGAGCACGGAGCAUUUGUAAUAGAAAACAGUUUUCUUAAGUAGUUGUCAUUCUCAUGUCAUUUCUGUUUUUAUAACUUGUUCAAGAAUGCUUGGAACACAAAAAGAUUUUAAAGUCGGUUCUGUGGUGGUGGCAUCCACCUGUAAUCUCAGCUUUGGGAGGCUCAGACUGGAGGAUGGAGAGUUAAAGCCCAACUUGGACAGUUUAACAAGACCUUGUGUCCACAAAACAAAAAAACCGAUUUUGAAAGGUUGGCCAUGAUGCUGUCCAUCAGAUUUAAAUCAUUCUUGGUAGGAAGAAGCAGCUAAUCCAACGGGGAGCUUCCUAUUCCUUUUCCCGUUUCCUCUCCGUAUGCCCCAUGCUUUUUGAUCAAAAGUAGCAGUAGGCAAGCAUGUCUUGGGCUUUUGUGAGUUAGUGGAAUAUUUUAAGAUGAAAAGGGAGAGCGUUGCCCUGGGAAGGGGGAGCCUAGCACUGAGGAUGGGACCUCCGGAUGCACUCAUGACAGCCGUUCUUUGCUUCUCCCAAGCACUCGACCCCAGCACCACCACGGGUGCCAGAAAGAUCAAACCUUUUACAGCCUUAUAAUAGGUUUCUAGGUGUCAUUUCCUCUUUUUGUGUGUUUCAAGUUUUUCUCAUUUUUGUUCUGUGUAUGUGUGUAAAUGCUUAAAUCUUUCAGUCGCCCCCUCUAUGUCUUUCAGAGGGGUUUUGGUUCUUUUGUUCCUGUAUCCACUCCUCCUUGGGCAUUUUGGAAGCUGAUCAGUUAGCGGGUUUUCUAGGAUGUCAGGAAACCUGGAUGACCUUAUCGGGUGCAAUACUAGCUAAGAUAAAGCUAGAAACUUACACUGUCACUUUACUGAGAUUUCUGAGUAUACUUUUCAUAUUGCCUUAAUGUAGCAGUAACGUGUUAUGCAUUUGUUUCUUUGCACAGACAUUUUGUCAAAUAUUAAAACUCUACUUUUUUAUGGCACAUAUUAGCAUAUAAGCCUUUAUUCCAAGAGGUAUUUAUUUUUUCACUUGUAAAAAAAUGAUGUUUCCACAGAAAGAACUCUGUUAUAUCCUAGAGGACUUCUGUCUUUUAUAUUCAGGAUAAUAAAGACUUUAAAGCAAA
Molecule: messenger RNA, 3132 nt
Organism: Cavia porcellus (domestic guinea pig)
Lineage: Eukaryota; Metazoa; Chordata; Mammalia; Rodentia; Caviidae
Gene: Mylip
Product: myosin regulatory light chain interacting protein
Exons: 7
Coding region: 241-1578 (445 amino acids)
Biological process (GO): ubiquitin-dependent protein catabolic process
Cellular component (GO): cytoskeleton
Molecular function (GO): ubiquitin-protein transferase activity; cytoskeletal protein binding
Source: RefSeq, a predicted model, not a curated record